Molecule: messenger RNA, 818 nt
Organism: Laetiporus sulphureus 93-53
Lineage: Eukaryota; Fungi; Basidiomycota; Agaricomycetes; Polyporales; Laetiporaceae
Exons: 2
Coding region: 92-652 (186 amino acids)
Source: RefSeq, a predicted model, not a curated record
UAUCGGAUGCCCUGGGGCCUUCAUACGUUUUGCUAGAUGUUAUGGCAAUUUGACAUCUCAAUGGUGUCCAUCCUGAGCACCUUGCUAUCAAAUGCCACUGCAACGCCGCACAGAAGCCAAAAGAAUAAGCAGGCACGCAUCAUCUCGGGCGAUUGAUCACCGAAUUCUUGGAAUCAUCACGGCUUACAAAUUCUCCAGAAUCAACGUUAAAGUAAGGUUUCUCCAUAUACAGCAAUGUGGCCUGACGAUCGCCCAUCAAAGUUUCUACACUCAUAUCCCGUCGCCGGCUUACCUCCAAGGCGUACCUGGUUUUAUCACGUCGCCCAUUCUCCAUAGCUCCGCUGUCGACGUGCUUGUUUGUCAGCUCCGAGACCGGCGUGGUCUCGAAUGCCCCUUUGUGCUGCCGGUCAAUCACUUCUCCGUUUCUUGCGAUGGCAUCUUUUUCUCGAACGUCUUGUCAGAAAACUCUACCGUGUUGCGCGCACAACGUCCGGAGACAAUCGGCGGCCGCCCCUCUGUCUGUUUGACUGGCAUGGCUUACACAUCGACUUCAUUCCUCCGUUACAGCCAUUCAGUAAGACCGGACAUGAAUUGCAUUACCGCACUUUGUUGGCCUAACAUACCGGUGCUGUCCCGACCGUCAUGCAUCUAAUGCGAUUGGCCGCUAUGCGUCGAAGCAGACCCUACCCAGACCGACUUUCCAGACAUCAGGCGAAGCUGAGAUUGUGAGAGCAUUCCCAUCUGUCCUGGCCUUCCUGCCGUGCUUCCAGCCGAAUGACGGGAGAUGCGCUCAAGAAGACUUCCAGGCGUAUCGGUAC